Molecule: messenger RNA, 546 nt
Organism: Zerene cesonia (dogface butterfly)
Lineage: Eukaryota; Metazoa; Arthropoda; Insecta; Lepidoptera; Pieridae
Product: 4-coumarate--CoA ligase 3-like
Exons: 3
Coding region: 1-546 (181 amino acids)
Biological process (GO): long-chain fatty acid metabolic process; fatty-acyl-CoA biosynthetic process
Molecular function (GO): long-chain fatty acid-CoA ligase activity
Source: RefSeq, a predicted model, not a curated record
AUGUCGAUAGAUGCAGACACAAAUAAAAAAACGACUUUCAGCGAGUUGGCUCAGCUGUCUGUUGACAUAGCACUCUCGCUGAAACGUCUCAACGUGGGCGUAGGCGACGUUGUCAGCAUUUGCUGCGAUAAACGAAUGGAGUUCAUGCCGACUGUAGUGGGGAUACUGUGCACGGGUGCAGCGUUCUCAGCGGCUGAUAACAGCAUGCUUGAUGAAAAUAUUCUCUACCGACUGAACAUUACGAAGCCAAAAGUACUAUUUCUAUCAAAGGAUGCAUACGAAAAGCACCAAGCAACACUGCGCAAAGUGGACUACAUAAAACAUACAAUCGUGUACACAGACGAGCACAUAGGACCUAUGAGUUUCAAGGAGUUUCUCACAGAACAUGCCCCAAUAGAAGAUUUCGAAGCGACUCCAGUGGAGGGAUGGAAAGAUAUUGCAAUAAUACAAUUCUCAUCAGGGACUACUGGGAUGCCUAAAGCUGCAAUAUUUACGCAUAAAAGUUUCAUGAUGGUUACUGGAACUGCUUUGUGCGACCAAAUGUAG